This is a messenger RNA of Colletotrichum scovillei, 1869 nucleotides long. RefSeq lists its product as uncharacterized. The transcript has a single exon. Lineage: Eukaryota; Fungi; Ascomycota; Sordariomycetes; Glomerellales; Glomerellaceae. The record is from RefSeq and is a predicted model, not a curated record. The coding region runs from base 610 to 1533 and encodes 307 amino acids.
CUUUUCGUCGGCCCUUUCCUGCCUCUUACCCGUUGCUCGCGUUUUCCUUCCGUCUCUCAAUUGACCUUGUAGGAUACAAAAGGAUAGCUCCUUCUUCUCUCGCCCACCUCUUACUGGCGGCGCCUUCCCUCCCUCUUCCUUACCAAAGUUCAUCCACUCUCCUGCCGCAGCUCGUCUAGUCUCUGUCUCUGGGACAACCUCAACUUCCUUCCUGCUACACAUACCAACCUGAACUCUUACAUGUCUGCUUCCUGCCAUCUCGUCAGACGCCUUCACACUCUUCCAUUAACUGCUCAGUCUCCCAUUUGGUCCUGAACAGCUUCUUCCUUCUUUCAACCAACCUGCCCCAACCCACCAUCACUCGGGUCUAGCCAUCUCGACCUACCAAUCACCAUCUACUAUUCAUCACCACCCAGUCGUCGCCAUCUUGUUCACCUUUACAACCGCCUCGCCAAACGACUGGCCUCAAACUCUACCAGACAACACGUCCAUCUAGCCACUGGACUUCGCGACCAACGUCUUGCUCAACUACUAACACAUCGUGAUUCGUAAAAGAGUUACUUGAAUCUGAAGUCUGAACUUACCUUGCGCAGGUCUAACAAUACAGCCAUGUCUCCUUUCGGUCACUCCUUCUCCGCUGGCUCCCCCGUCAUGGCUCUUCCUCCUCAGCCCGCCCAUCAAGCGAGCUUCGGCAUGGAAUCUUUCUCUCCCCAAGCCACACCCUUUGGCCAGCCCACCGCCUUCAAACGCUGCCCUGCACCGCCGGCAAUGCCCGCCGGAAGCCUUCGAGUCGCUGGUCGCAAACGUUCGCGCGACGAGGCUGCCCCCAACCUGGUUACCGACGAGCCUGAGCCUCACACCGCACCCAAAGAACCCGAAGAAGAGUGGGAGUACGGCCCUGGUAUGGUUCUCAUAAAGAAGGGGAGCUACGUCGCGGAUGCUGGCAGUCAAUCUGGCACCUGGGUCGAAGAGAAGGCUGCGCAAGAUGACGCUCGCAAAACACAAGAGGCCAUCACACGUCUCCACGAGCAGCAAGAACGUCCAUCUCUACGCAGCAACAAAUCCCAACGCCUUACCCAGGCCGUCAUGCCAAAUCUCCAUGCGGCCCAGCCAGCUAUGGCAUCCACAUCCACAACUCUUUCAUCGGAGAGCUCUGCGCAACCAAUCGUCGACCAAUUCACCCUUCACCUCGGCAUUGGCUGGAGACGCAUCAGCGAAGACCAACACAUCCAAGCCGCGGCACGCGGCUGGGCCCGAUUCAUUGAGAACCACUACCCUGUGUCCAACGCCAUCAUCCGGCUGGAGAGCAAGGGCCUACAAUCGUACCUCGUCGAAGCUGCGGAAGGUUUCUUCCUCUUCGCAGAGAACCUCCGUCAAGGCCGCUUUGUUAGCAGAGACGUCGAGGGCGCUAUGCGAAAUCUCCAGUGUUCGCCUCCCACAUUCGAUGGUCAAGAGACAUUGCUUGCGACCGAGUCUCCCGCAGCAGUAGAACCAGCCAACAUGAUGGAGGCUGACAGCAAUAUGGUCAUGUAAAGCGUCCACACGACAAACAACGGCUCGUUCGGCUCUAUAUCAUUUUCUUUGGAAUAUCAUUACAAAACGGCAAGGUCUGGGGAGGCGCAAUGGUUUUUUUUUCUCAAGAGGUUCGCUUGGUUGGGUCGGGUUGGAUGGGUUGAGUACCUGACUGAGGGAGGAUACAUCAUAUCAUCACGGCAAGCAAACGAAGGCCGGUCAGCGGAGAAAAGGAAUUCUUAGUCUGGGCACAUCAUCAACUAUCGAAACCUGUCUUGACAGACUAGUCUGGUCUCUUUCUGCUUAUUUCGCGUUUAGCUACCGCAUUGGAGAGGCCGAUAUGCGAUAUCAGCAAGC